GUAGUUGGAAGACCCCGCUCACGGCCUUAACGAGAGCCCCGGUAGCUCCAUAUGCUUGGAAAAUGAAAGGAAGACCAAAGGUACCGACCAGGAACGCUUCUGGGUCCGCGGGUACCUCGACAGGCGGAAGCGGAACGCGUUCGAAGUACCUCCGCUAUAUUGGCGUGUUUAUUCAGUGCUUUGUCUUUCUUGGAGGGGUGACUAUAGGGAUGGAUUUGUACGUGCUAUGGCCCAACGCUUCUCACGUACAUCCACAACCAGCGACUUCAGCAAGCAUACCUCAGAGUCACCUUUUGAGUCCCCACGCCGUACAUCUUUCCAGUCUCCAACAUGUUCUGGAAACCGAAACAAAGUCAGAAUACCUUUCCAAUUACCAUUCCCACUCACUACACGACCAGAAGGGCCACGAUCGUGUUCUUCAGAUGCUACAUAAAGCCAAUGUAACCUUGGAUGCAAAAACGAUGGCGCAGCUGCCCACUUGGUCACAGAUCGUGGCUCAGUACGGCCCCAACCCGGUCAUUUUCGGGCUCGACACGUGCACACAGUUCCGCAAUACGGUUCCGGAACUCCGUCGGAUGUUGGGAGCCGCCGGUAUGUUUUCGACCGGAACGAAUCUCGUGACGUCGCUACUGAAGAGCAACUGCCAGAUUCCCGCGCGUGUGGCGCAUUUUGGCGUCAACGCGACGAAAGAAGCGCACGGGAUGCGUUGGCAGGUUCCUUGGGGCAAACACACGCCGGCGUCCUAUCGGCUCGCGCACGCGACCGAAAAGGCCAAGGGGAUUGCGAAAGAAGACUUACUGCCAAUUGUUACUAUCCGGAAUCCGUGGCGGUGGAUGCAGAGUAUGUGCAAGAAUCCGUACUCUGCCCGUUGGCCACAUCAUCAAAUCUGUCCCCAUUUGCAAGAUAUUGUUGGAGAUGAUGCGAGUUGGAUUCCGGUGACGGUCAAGUACGGCGCCGCCGAAGAAUCGUACCAGAGUCUCGUGCACUUGUACAAUGAAUGGUAUGCCCUUUAUCGGGACGCCAGCUAUCCGAGGUUAAUCAUACGGAUGGAAGACUUGAUUUUUCGGGCCGAAGAAACCGUGACAGCUGUAUGCGAAUGUGCGGGUGGACUAAUUCGGCGCGAUCAACCUUUUCAACAACCACUGGAAUCGGCAAAAAAUGACUCUCCUGGGCACGAUACAAGCAUUGGAAUGGUGGAAGCAUGGAUAAAGUACAGUCAACCUCUGAGGCCAAAUGCAGGUUUCACUAAAGAGGACUACAAUGCGGGCAGCACAGCCAUUGAUCCGUUCUGGAUGAGUUACUUUCAAUACCAGAGUCCUCCUGUAUAG
This is a messenger RNA of Phaeodactylum tricornutum CCAP 1055/1, 1328 nucleotides long. RefSeq lists its product with no specific name. The transcript has a single exon. The record is from RefSeq and is a predicted model, not a curated record. Bases 63 to 1328 code for a protein of 421 amino acids. Lineage: Eukaryota; Bacillariophyta; Bacillariophyceae; Surirellales; Neidiaceae.